This is a messenger RNA of Alternaria arborescens, 1374 nucleotides long. RefSeq names its product Aconitate hydratase. The transcript has 2 exons. Gene Ontology annotation, cellular component: mitochondrion; cytosol. The coding region runs from base 1 to 1374 and encodes 457 amino acids. Gene Ontology annotation, biological process: tricarboxylic acid cycle. NCBI's taxonomy places the organism in Eukaryota, Fungi, Ascomycota, Dothideomycetes, Pleosporales, Pleosporaceae. Gene Ontology annotation, molecular function: aconitate hydratase activity; 4 iron, 4 sulfur cluster binding. The record is from RefSeq and is a predicted model, not a curated record.
AUGCAGAAGUUCUCGAGGCUCGGCCGCCUGGGCCAGAGCCUUGCUUCGCGCAGGCAAUUGGCCACCGUCAGCGAUGCUCCCCUCUCUCGCAAGGUCGAGAUGACCAACUGGGAGAAGGGCCACUACAUCAACUACCAGAAGAUGAACGAGAACCUCCAGAUUGUUCGCGGCCGCUUGAACCGCCCGCUUACCUUUGCCGAGAAGAUCCUCUACUCCCACUUGGACGACCCCCACGGUCAAGAGAUUGAGCGCGGCUCCAGCUACCUCAAGCUCCGUCCCGACCGUGUAGCCUGCCAGGAUGCCACUGCCCAGAUGGCUAUUCUUCAGUUCAUGUCAGCUGGUCUGCCCUCCGUUGCCACUCCUACCACCGUCCACUGCGACCAUCUUAUCGAGGCCCAAGUUGGUGGUGAGAAGGAUUUGGCGCGCGCCAACGAGAUCAACAAGGAGGUUUACAACUUCUUGUCCACCUCUUGCGCAAAGUACAACAUCGGUUUCUGGAAGCCCGGCUCUGGUAUCAUUCACCAGAUCGUGCUUGAGAACUACGCUUUCCCUGGUGCUCUCCUCAUCGGUACUGACUCGCACACUCCCAACGCUGGUGGUCUCGGUAUGGCCGCCAUUGGUGUUGGUGGUGCCGACGCUGUCGAUGUCAUGGCUGGUCUUCCCUGGGAACUGAAGGCUCCUAAGGUUAUUGGUGUCAAGCUUACUGGCAAGCUCUCCGGCUGGACUGCUCCCAAGGACAUCAUCCUCAAGGUCGCUGGUAUCCUCACUGUUAAGGGUGGAACCGGUGCUAUCGUCGAAUACCACGGUCCUGGUACCGAGAGCCUGUCUUGCACUGGUAUGGCUACCAUCUGCAACAUGGGUGCUGAGAUUGGUGCCACCACCUCCGUCUUCCCCUUCAACGACCGCAUGUACGACUACCUUGCCGCCACCAAGCGCCGCGACAUUGGUGACUUCUCCCGCGAGUACGCUGCCCAGCUCCGUGAGGACGAGGGUGCCGAGUACGACGAGCUCAUUGAGAUCAACCUUGACGAGCUCGAGCCCCACAUCAACGGUCCCUUCACUCCCGAUCUAGCCACUCCUAUUAGCAAGUUCAAGGAGGCUGUCAAGGCCAACAAGUGGCCUGAGGAGCUCAAGGUUGGUCUUAUCGGUUCUUGCACCAACUCCUCUUACGAGGAUAUGACCCGCGCCGCCUCUAUUGCUGAGGACGCCAUGUCUCACGGCAUCAAGGCCAAGUCUCUCUUCACUGUUACCCCUGGUUCCGAGCAGAUUCGCGCCACCAUCGAGCGUGAUGGUCAGCUCAAGACUUUCGAGGAAUUUGGCGGUAUGGUCCUUGCUAACGCAUGCGGGUUAGUCAUUCCAUCCUCUGUUUGUUGA